Molecule: messenger RNA, 856 nt
Organism: Helianthus annuus (common sunflower)
Lineage: Eukaryota; Viridiplantae; Streptophyta; Magnoliopsida; Asterales; Asteraceae
Product: transcription factor MYB1
Exons: 3
Coding region: 2-856 (284 amino acids)
Source: RefSeq, a predicted model, not a curated record
GAUGGGGAGAAGCCCAUGCUGUUCAAAGAUAGGGUUGAAUAGAGGUUCAUGGACAGCUUCAGAAGACAAGAUUCUCACUGACUACAUCACACUCCAUGGUCAAGGCAAAUGGAGGCAGCUUCCCAUCAAAGCAGGUUUAAUGAGGUGUGGAAAGAGUUGUAGACUGCGAUGGUUGAAUUACUUGAAACCGGAUAUCAAAAGAGGCAAUAUUUCAUGUGACGAAGAAGAUCUCAUCAUCAGGCUGCAUAAACUCUUGGGAAACAGAUGGUCACUUAUUGCGGGGAGGCUCCCUGGACGAACAGACAAUGAAAUCAAGAACUACUGGAACACCACACUUGCCAAAAAGGUGCAUGAUCUUCAUCAAAACGACGACAUCAAUCAAGAACAAAACCUUAAAAAGAGGAAAGAUAGAGAAUCUGCGAAUGAGAUGGGGUCGAAUGUGGUUAGAACCAAGGCAGUGAGAUGCUCAAGAACCCAUUUUAGCUCUCACCCACAACAAGUAGAGCCACCAAGAUCCAAUGUUGUUGAGAAUAGAGGUCCGGCUAAACCUACCGAACCAGCUCCAUGCACGUUCUAUGAUCAUGAAGUACAAAACCAUAACAAUAACUGUCUGUCAAGUUUCAAUCUUGAUGUGAAUAUGAGGGGAGGGGAUUCUCUUUUUAAUAUGGAUUUCACAUAUUCGUUUAACUUAUCCGAUCAACUUGUGAAAGGAGGUGAUAUGAUGUUGGGUUCUUCAACUAUUACUACUACUGGUGUUGUUGCGGAUAGAGACCCAAUACACGGUUUCUCCAAAGAAAUUCUGGAUUUGUUUACUUCUAUUCCUGAAAUUGGAGGAGAAUGGUUGUCUUCAUUAUAA